UUUUAAAUACAAUGGGAAACACAACAACUAAAUUAAAUAGAAAAUUUGACGGAUGGCUUAAAAAAGCCUACAGUUUCAUAUUCAAAGAAGAAGCGCUUAGCGAAAUUUCAGAUGAAGUGUUAUCGUAAGAUGAAGAAAAUGAAAAUUCAUUUGAGUUAUAACAAAAUAAAGAGCCAUAAAAUGAAUCUGAAUAAGAACUAGAUUAUUAAAUAGAAGAAAAUGUAAGUAUUCAUUCAGAUCAAAUGGAAUCUAUAAUUUGUACAUCAAUAACAAAAGAAGAACUGUUACAAGAUAAAAGAAAGGCUUCUACUUUACUCCUAUUUGACUUUGACUCAAAAAGAGUCUGCAUAAAUAAAGAAAGUAUGACCGAAUGA
Paramecium sonneborni is the source of this 374-nucleotide messenger RNA. Lineage: Eukaryota; Ciliophora; Oligohymenophorea; Peniculida; Parameciidae. The record is from the annotation of a GenBank genome assembly.